GCAGAGUGGUCCCUGGAGCCCCGGCAGGUCCUGGAGGGUGAGGAGCAGCUGUCAUGAUCUCUACAGCACCUCUGUACAGCGGGGUGCACAACUGGACCAGCACAGAGCGGAUUCGCAUGUGUGGCCUCAACGAGGAGAGGAGAGCCCCCAUUUCUGAUGAGGAGUCAAAAACGAGCAGCUCCCAGCACUUGGGGUCUCAAGAGUUUUGUGUCAGCAGCAGCCUUUCCGAGGUGGAGCUCACGGCAGUCAGCGGUGGUGGCAGCAGUGCCCAGGGGCUGGAUGCUGAUGGCAAGGUGGAGGAAAAGCUUGGACCCAAACUGGAGGAGCAGCCACCCGAUCCCAACCCAAACCUGGAGUGUGUGGGAAAGACUGUGACAGAUGACACCCUGGGCCCUCUGGCAGUUCAGGGGGAUGGCAGAGGGCAGGAGCCAGCGACCCCCAGAGCAGUGGAGCAGGAGAGCAGCGGUGCUGAUGCUGCCUGGACACCAGCAGACCCUCCCAGCGACAAGCAGGCUGAUGCUGCCCCAGCCUGCUCCGUGGCUCCACAGAGUGAGGCUGGGAACGAGAAGGCCCCCCCGAGCACUGCAGCACAAGGGCCAGGCGUGCUGGCAGAAGGGACAUUGUCUGUGGUUGUCUCCAGCUGCAACACCUCUGCCUCCACUCCCGCCACCUUCACACUGAACAGGGUUUGCUUUCCCGCCUCUCAGGCCCCUGCUAUGCAAAAGCUGCCCCUGUCCUUCCAGGCUGGGGCUGUGCUGAGCCCGAGCCAGUCGCUGGUGUACAUCCCCCCGCCCAGCUGCGGGCAGCCGCUCAGCGUGGCCACGCUCCCGGCCACCCUGGGGGUCUCCUCCACGCUCACCCUCCCCGUCCUGCCUUCCUACCUGCACGAGCGUUGCCUACCGGGCAUCAUCGCGUCCCCGGAGCUGCGUUCCUACCCCUACACCUUCUCUGUCACCAGGCCCUUGGCUUCGGAUGCCAAAGUGGUGUCUGUGGAGGUGAAUCAGCUCAGCUGCCCCCCGCCCUCGGGCGGAAGCAGUGCCCAGGCUGCGGCUGAGAGCGCUCCCCUGCCCAGCACCGGCCUGGCCCUGCCCUCCAGCCAGGCUCUGCCGGCAGCGCCAGCCCCAGCUGCGAGCGCUGCUCCCUCCUCUGGCACCGCCGUGCAGCCCCGAGCCCCGGCAGCUCCCGAGCCACAUGCACCGGGGGCUGCCACUUCCCUGUCUCCCCUGAAGUCUCCUCCCCAGCUAGAGCGUGAGAUGGUCUCAUCCCCGGAGUGCAGUGAGAUGCCUCUUGAUCUCUCCUCCAAGUCCAACCGCCAGAAACUGCCUCCGCCCAGCCAGCGCAAGACCCCUCCCAUGCCCAUCCUCACCCCCGUGCACACCAGCGGCAAAGCGCUGCUCACCACCGUCCUCUCCAAGUCGCAGCGUGCGGCGCAGGCCACGGGCAGCAGCGUCACCUCGUGCCUCGGCACCACCCCGCCCUUGGUCAUCUUCCCCGAGUUCCUGCGCAACGGCGAGCAGGGCUCCUGGGUGAAGAACACCACGCUCAUCAGCACCAUCCCCGGCACUUAUGUCGGCGUGGCCAACCCGGUGCCGGCCUCGCUGCUGCUCAGCAAGGAUGCGGGCGUGAGCCUCAGCAGGGACCCGCGCCACCUGCCCAAGCAGGAGCCCAUCUCCAUCAUCGACCAGGGCGAGCCCCGCACCGCCGGCGUUCCCUGCGGGAAGAAAGCCAACCAGGUUGGCACGGAAGGACAGCAGGAUCCUGCCAGGAGACUUCUUCACGGCAGAGUUGCUCCAGGAGCGCCUUUGUGUCAGUCCAAGGACAUCGCCACCUGGAAUCCUGUCCAGGGAAGUGUGUACCCGCGAUGCCCCGUCAAUGGGAAACCUUCCAAUCCUCAACUCCUGCCUCUGGGCUGGUCUCCGUACCAUCAAACCCCGCUGCUCUCCAUCGGUAUCUCCACGGCAGGACAGCUGCCCCUGCCCCAGAGCAGCCCCUGCAAGCCGGCCGGGGCGGGCGAGCUGCCGGCGUUCCCGAGCGCGCAGCCCGCCGAGCCCAGCGCGGCCGCCCAGGGCCUGCCCGAGGGGCUGCCCCGGCUCCCGCCUCAGGAACUGGAUGCUGCGGCCAAGAGCAAGAGCUGCCGGGCCUUGCCCAAGCCCUGCGAGGAGCCGGCCAACCCAGCACCUCUGGAGGCAGGUCCAGCUCUCCAGACCAGCGCUCUGGAUGGGAAAGGGGGGAAGGGGAAGCUGGACAACGCUCCGAAGAGUCAGGAGUGCACUCAGCCAGAGGCUGACUCCGGUCAGGAGAGCAACGCACAGACUGAGGCUCCCCAGGGGAGCUGUAGCCUCAAACAGUUGGAUGCAAAACCCAAAAACCAAGUGUUAGCAGCGUAUUUGUCACACGAGCUGCCGGCGGCUGGGCAGCAGGGCCUGCGGAUGGUGCCCGAGGUGCCCGCGGAUGGGCAGCGCAAGGAGCCGGGCUGCGAGGGCUCCCAGGAGCCCCCGGCCACGGAGCCCCUCCCGUGUGUGCAGCAGGUGGAUCUGUGCAGGGUCAAGAAGGAGCGAGUGGAGUGUGAUGUGUCCUUCCCCUCGGUGACCUGCCUGCGGGCAGGGGCGGCUCCCCAGGCCUUCCCCGAGGCCAAGCUCAAAGGAACGGGGCAGAUCAAGCAGGAGGGUGGCACACGCUGCAAGGCCAAGCGGCAGCAUGACGGGGACACCAGGCAGAGCCACAAGAGACUGAAGUGCCAAGGCCAGGACAGCGAGGAGUCCCCAAGCAAGUCGGGAAGCCGGAGCGUGCAUGGCCGGAAGUGGCAAAAACACCACGACAAUCCACGUGAGCUUGGCAAGCAGGAAGGCCGGGAAGGCCGGGGCAGCCUGGGUGCCAUCACGGAUCACAACAGCCUCAGGGUAAAGCGCAAGCGUCGGAGGCCAGCGAAGACCGAGUGCCCAUCUCCGGCUCACCGUGGAGACAGCCACGAGGAAGGGUACUUGGAGAAGAAGCCCAAGAACAAUUUCCGGGAUUUCAUCCCGGUGGUGCUGAGCAGCCGGACACGCAGUCAGUCGGGAAGCAAUGCUGGCUCUUCUGCUGGUGUGACGGGAGAGUGUGAUGUGAGUGGUCAGGAGACUUCACCAUUGCUAGAGGAGGAUCAGGAAGAAGAGGAGGAGGAGGAAGAGGAGGAGGAAGAGGAGGAGGAGGAGGAGACAUCCUUGAAACAUCGCAAGCUGCGCAAAUCCCACAGGACAUCCCGCUGCCACAGCCGCAGGGACAGGGACAGGGACAGGUCUGUGUCUGAGAGGAGCAGCUGUCACACGAGGAGGACCCGGGAGCUGCCCUGGAGAGCAGAAUCACCCAGGCAGCUGUGGGAGCCCAACGAGGAGGAGGAGGAGGAGGAAGAGGGCCACAUCAAAAGGAAGAAAAGGAGACGGCAGAAAAGUCGGAAGUACCAGACAGGGGAAUACCUGACGGAGCGGGAGGAGGAACAAGUGGGAUAUCCCCACAGGAGGAGGAAAUCCAAAGCAGACUGCAGGCACCGGAAGCAGAAGGAGCCAGGGAAGGGCAAAGGCACAGAGCUGCAGCUGAGGAGCAGGCUAUCCCCAUCCCCCCGGAAAUCUCAAGGACGCACGGACUUUCGGAAUGGCUUCUUCCUGGAGCACUCCGACAGCUCUCCUGUCCAAGAAGAGCUGGAGAAACCAUCAGGAAAACGCAAAUGUAAAACCAAACACCUGUCAGGGAUCUGUGACGAGGGGAAGGGGAAAGUCUGCUGCAACCAGCCCAAAACGUGCUCUCUGAAGAAGCCCCAGGACUUGUGGACACUUUGCAAGUCCCAUCGGGCCAGCCCGGGGAGUUGCCCUGAGCUGCCCCCGGCGCAGAGCGUUCCUCCCGGAGCUCGGCGGCUGAUCGUGAACAAGAACGCGGGGGAGACGCUCCUGCAGCGAGCAGCUCGCCUGGGCUACAAGGACGUGGUGCUGUACUGCCUGCAGAAGAAGAGCAGCGACGUGAACCACCACGACAACGCGGGGUACACGGCCCUGCACGAGGCGUGCGCCCGCGGCUGGAUCGACAUCCUGCACAUCCUGCUCCAGCACGGCGCCAACGUCAACUGCAGCGCCCAGGACGGCACCAGGCCCAUCCAUGAUGCAGUAGCGAAUGACAACCUGGAAACCAUGUGGCUUCUCCUUUCCUAUGGUGCUGAUCCCACUCUGGCCACAUACUCUGGGCAGACAGCAGUGAAGCUGGCCACCAGCGAUGUGAUGAAGCGCUUCCUCUGUGAUUACCUGUCAGACCUGCAGGGCCGCAGUGAUGGGGACCCUCGGACAGCCUGGGAUUUCUACAGCAGCUCCGUGCUCGAGGGGAAGGACAGCAUCGGCUGCGACCUGCUGCUCAACCCUCCAGGGAGCUCAGACCAGGAGGAAGAGGAACAAGAAGCAGAUAACUUCAUGUUUGAGUUCUCAGACAAGCCGCUGCUCCCCAGCUACAACCUCCAAGUGUCCGUGUCCCGGGGGCCCUGCAACUGGUUCCUGUUCUCGGAUGUGCUCAAGCGCCUGAAGCUGUCCUCACGCAUAUUCCAGGCUCGCUUCCCGCACUUCGAGGUGGCCACGCUGCCCCGGGCAGAGUUCCAGCGCCAGGUGUCCCUCAGCCAGGUGCUGGCACAGGAGGAGGUGCCGGCCAGCCCCGAGCUGGCACCGGGCACGGCAGAGACUGUGGAGCUGGUGCACUACGAGCCCGAGCUGCUGCAGCUGCUGGGCUCGGCCGUGGAGUACCAGGCGUGGAGCAGCUGACGGGGACGGGCCACUCCCGGCAUCACGAGGCAAUAAUAAGGACCAAGGGGA
Molecule: messenger RNA, 4823 nt
Organism: Sturnus vulgaris (Common starling)
Lineage: Eukaryota; Metazoa; Chordata; Aves; Passeriformes; Sturnidae
Gene: BCORL1
Product: BCL6 corepressor like 1
Biological process (GO): negative regulation of transcription by RNA polymerase II
Cellular component (GO): nucleus
Molecular function (GO): protein binding; transcription corepressor activity
Source: RefSeq, a predicted model, not a curated record